AUGAGCCCCGUUGAGCAUUUUGCUACACCAAGCAACACACACACCCCCUUUUCUUCUUAUUUGCAAGGUGCCCGCUACGCUUGGUCUCAAAUGGAUCUUACGCCUGAUCAAUCAGUCAUGUCGAGCCCGGAAGAGGCCAACGAGACUGUGGCACAAUCCAGAUUUGUCCGGGACUUAAUCCCAGGCGGUGAUUUAAUCCUCGCUGUUGGUCCCCACAGAACUCUCUUUAGAGUUGCGUCUGCCUUUCUGUGCGAGAUAUCACCUGUAUUUGCAGUUAUGUUUGGGCCCAAUUUUGAAGAAGGCGACCGCUUGCGUGGACGCCAGCCUGGAGAUCCCGAAAUGGUUCUCGAGCUCCCCGACGACGACCCUCUCGCUUUCGACAACACGAUCCUUGUGCUCUACGGGGCCAAUCCCUCGACACAAGACUUCGACCCCGAAGAUAUCCAGAAUAUCUCGAUUCUUGUUGACAAAUACGAUUUGGUAUCGCGGUUUGCCUUCGCUUCAGUGUACUGGUUUGCGAAGUAUGCUUGGGCAGAUGACCCCGAAGAGACGUGGCAGCUCACAACCGCCGCCUACUGGAUGCAGAACCCCGAUGCUUUCUUUACUUUUAGCAAGAAACUCGUCCAGCAGCUGCAACCUUCUCACUUGAGUUACGUGGCGGGAAUGCCCGACAAGGAGCUUGGGCUUCGACUUUGCUUGGCAAUCGAAGAACAACGUGUUCACAAGCUAGCGAACGAAGUUAAAGUAAAAGGUCUCUGUUUGUACUGUUUCGGUCGGGCCAAGCUUGGGUUUACUUCGCGUGUCAAGGGGUCCAUAGCUUAUAAGAGCGCGCGUGAUUGCAUCACUAUCGGAUAG
Messenger RNA from Fusarium fujikuroi IMI 58289, 855 nucleotides. RefSeq lists its product as uncharacterized. The coding region runs from base 1 to 855 and encodes 284 amino acids. The record is from RefSeq and is a predicted model, not a curated record. Lineage: Eukaryota; Fungi; Ascomycota; Sordariomycetes; Hypocreales; Nectriaceae. Gene Ontology annotation, molecular function: protein binding. The transcript is spliced from 3 exons.